AGGCUACAUUAUUCCUUCAGGACUUUCAGGAGCCCCUAUCCUUACUUUACGGCCUUUCCAACUUUGUAGCUUGGAACGUCCCCUUCUCUUAAUUCAUUCUUCCCCUCCAAGUUUCUUCCCUCAAAAUGCGUCUCAGCGCAUGCCUUGGGGUUGUAAUUAUCACGACCACUGUUUCUGCAUUCCCCUCUCUAUUCGCUGCGCCUGUCACUGAAGACUCAGCUCCCGAGUUGUUUCCCAGACAGAUUCCCAAUUGCACCAAUGGCCCCACUACGAGGAACUGCUGGGAUGGGGUUAGGGACAUUAACACAGAUUAUUACACCGACUUCCCGGUGACAGGGAGAGUUCGUGAGGUAAGGAGAUAGAGGAAUGCAACCAAUAUUCCAUUGCAAAAAAAAUUAAAUUGGUGGCUUUUUCAUAAUCCUCGAUACAAAAAACAAAAAAUAAGGUGAGAAAUUGCUAACUUUGGUGAUCAAUUAGUACUGGCUGACAGUAGAGAACUCGACUUUCGCUCCCGACGGAUACCGGCGCACUGUGUUGACCUUCAAUGGGACACUCCCGGGCCCUACGCUUUACGCCGGUGAGAAGGACCCUUUAUGAUACCAUCAUGUCAUGGAUCCUCUCCCCCAUGGGAUCUUAUGUUGACGUCUACAGAUUGGGGUGAUACCGUGCGUAUCCAUGUUACAAACAACUUGGAAUAUAACGGGUAUGCUGCCUCCGGGACUGAGCCGAGCCAUACAUGAGCAGUGACUGAAAGCAAUUUCUCAGAACAAGCGUCCACUGGCACGGGGUCCGUCAAUUGGGGACCACCGAGCAGGACGGCGUUAACGGGAUAACACAAUGUCCGUGUAUCCCUCCCCUAACAUUGGACACAAUAGAUGCUAACGACUUCACAGGCGCGUUGGCACCGGGCAACAGCCAAACUUACGAAUGGAACGCAACCCAAUACGGACCCAGCUGGUACCACUCUCACUUCUCCCUACAAUAUGCCGACGGUGCCGCGGGCGCACUCGUAAUCAAUGGGCCCGCGAGCGCAAACUACGAUGAAGACCUGGGCCCGAUCCUGCUGGGCGACUGGUAUCACCCCACUGCAUUCGCGCUCUGGCAAAACAUCCCCACGGACGGCCCUCAGCCGGCAGAUAACGGACUAAUCAAUGGAAUGAACGUAUUCGACUGUUCCAAGCUCACGGACACCAACUGCGUCGGUGGCGGGAAACGCUUCCAUACAGAAUUCAAGCCCGGGAAGAAGUACCUCUUGAGGUUCAUCAAUAUAGCUACUGAUACGUUUUUCAAGGUCUCUUUGGAUAAUCACACUAUGACCAUUAUCUCCACGGAUUUCGUCCCUAUCAAGCCCUACGAGACAGAGUUCAUUUCUAUUGGAAUCGGCGAGCGGUACCAAGUUAUCAUCGAGGCGAACCAGGCUACGGAUAACUACUGGCUCCGCGCAAUAUCACAGGCGGCCUGCGGCGCUGCCAACACUAAUAGAUUAAACAUCAGGGGGAUUGUUCAGUACUCCGGGGCGAAAAAUACAGAACCCACUUCCAGCCCUCGCUUUGUCCCAGGAAGCUGCGACGACGAACCGAUGGGAAAGCUGGUCCCGGUUGUCGCGAUAGACGUCCCCCCAUCAGACCUAGGUGUCUCCCAGCAGGAGGAAGUCACCAUGUCUGUACCCGACAGAAUAUACUGGAAGCUAAACGGUAUCUCCGCGAAGAUAGACUGGUCGAACCCCACUCUCCUGCAAGUCGCUAAGGGGGAAACAUACCCGGAGGACUACAGCGUCUUGGAAAUCGGCCGCCCAAAUUCAUGGUACUACCUCGUUAUUGAGACGGCCCUCCCCAUCGAGCACCCCAUCCAUCUCCACGGCCACGACUUCCACCUCAUCGCCCAAGAAGCUGGAGCCUUCGACGCUUCCAAGGUCAACGCGACUUGGACCAACCCACCUCGCCGGGACGUCGCCAUGUUGCCCAGGAAUGGGUACAUGGUCAUCGCCUUCAAGACGGAUAACCCGGGGGUCUGGCUCCUGCACUGCCAUAUCGCCUGGCAUGUUAGCGGUGGCUUUGCGUUGCAAUUUGUCGAGAGAAAGGCUGAGUUGGUAAAGAUGUUCAACCCGCCCAGCGCUUGGCAUGAUACUUGCUCUACCUGGAGCACCUAUUCCGCUUCUAGUAUUAAUCCCCCACAGAUAGAUUCCGGUCUCAGGAAAAGGGUGUAUCGGGAUUUUUAA
This is a messenger RNA of Tuber aestivum (summer truffle), 2218 nucleotides long. The record is from the annotation of a GenBank genome assembly. NCBI's taxonomy places the organism in Eukaryota, Fungi, Ascomycota, Pezizomycetes, Pezizales, Tuberaceae.